AUGAAGAAGCUCUUAGUCUUGUUGAAACAGGCCCCCAGUCCCCACCCUCCACAGGACGAGCUGGUGCAAUUGGCUGGACGGUUCUGCCGUGAUUUCCGAGAUAACCCUCUGGAGCUGGAGCCGUUGGUCGAGGCUCUGAUUAAAUCCGAGUACCUGAAGUAUUUCCUCACCAAUUCCGACGUGGUCCGAGCUUGUGUGCUCUUCUACGUGCACAGGAGGCAACAUCAGGCGGCUUGCAGGCUAUUGGAGGGCUGCAAGGCUGUGGAAGACAGGAAGGAGUUGGUGCAACUGUGGAACGAGAUUCAUUACCACAGGACCAUGGACAAGUACAAUGCCAACUUCCUGACACCGGUGCAGAGGUAUCGUUCCAGGAAGAGGAAUCCUCCCCCACCUUCCCUCUGUCCUGAGGGUGUGAAGACCCGAAAUCACCCAAAAGAGGUGCGCCAGAAACUGCUGAAGUUUGCCUUGGAAGUGACGGCCCAUCCUAAUAAGGAGCAGCAGGAGAGCUUGGCUGUAGAGACCAACCUGCACGUUCACCAGAUCACUAACUGGUUUGCUAAUUACCGUCGUCGUUACCCGAAAACCGUUCCUGGACAGCAGGACCCACCGUGGCACCUUGCCCAAAUUGGGAAUUCAACAGAAGACUCAAGGCCCCAGCCAGUAAAGGAAUCUUACCUCUCAGAGCCAACAGCUGCAUUUCAGGAAGGUUUUCAUCUGAAGGAAUUAGAAACUUCGGUAGUUCCUUGGGAGACUAAUUGGGAGGAAUCAGCCCUGGAACUUCAGCAUCCUGCGGAUGUGCCUUUAAUGGAGCUGCUGAAUUCCAGUUUUAAGCAAGGAAAUGAGUUUGAACAGCCCAGCAAGGUCCUGGGGACUCCUACCACUGCAGAACACACCUUCUACUUUGAAGAACCCAGGACAGAUUACUGGCCACUUCCUCCCUCAAGCAUCGAUGAGACAGCCAGUCGCACUCCUCAACUCUGGCUGGGACAUUUAAUGUUAGACUCAAACGAGCAGUUGCCAUUCAAGCCAGAGCAGUUGGUCUACAAGGAACUCGACUUCCAGGAGCCCUUUUGGGACUUGCCGAAGGAAGAGUCCAGCGGUGGUUAUCAGGGUCCUUACCAGAUCCCAGGUCCAGGUUACCAAGAAGCCAUGUUCAAAAACCCCCUUGGCAUGACGACUGAGGCUGGUUCAGAAGCCAACUGUGGAUUGACCAGCUUAGAAGUGGGAAGUUUCUCCCUCGAAGAACAACUGAGUACCCUGGAGUCCAUUUUUCCUCAGAGUUCACCUCAGGUGACGCCAACGACCCUUCCCGUGCCCACUCGGUGGCCAGAUUCCUGGUAGAGGCGGGAAGCCAGGACUUGGAAGUCAGCCAGGGCCUGAUGGAGAACCCCCUCAGAGAGCUGACUUCCAGUGAUAUUUUGUGGAAAUGCAUAGAAGCCUGCAUGGC
Messenger RNA from Tachyglossus aculeatus (Australian echidna), 1447 nucleotides. RefSeq names its product anomalous homeobox (gene ANHX). The record is from RefSeq and is a predicted model, not a curated record. The transcript has 9 exons. The coding region runs from base 1 to 1341 and encodes 446 amino acids. Gene Ontology annotation, cellular component: nucleus; transcription regulator complex. Gene Ontology annotation, molecular function: RNA polymerase II cis-regulatory region sequence-specific DNA binding; DNA-binding transcription factor activity, RNA polymerase II-specific. Gene Ontology annotation, biological process: regulation of transcription by RNA polymerase II. NCBI's taxonomy places the organism in Eukaryota, Metazoa, Chordata, Mammalia, Monotremata, Tachyglossidae.